UCCACAUUCACUCCCCAGGACCUGCCCCCGUUUCUGUUCCAGCUUUUGCGCAAUGUGCCCGCAUGAAACGUGCAGCCAACAACUCUGUGUUAGAGAGGUGUCCCGGUCCUCUCCCCAGACGGUGCUCGGUGCUGGAGCUGGGGCACGGCCAGUCCCGCUUCUGGGGACAGCGGUGGAGUGUAUGGAGGGGCUCCUGCCCUGGUGCCCUGCAGCAGCUGGGGAACGCCUGUGGCUGACAGAGCAGGGAUGUCUGAGACCUCGUCCAGCAAGGAGGGUCUCCCAGCCGAGUGCCCUGUGUGUUACGAGAAGUUUCACCCGCUGGAGGCCAUGCGCCGCCAGCUCAGCUGUGGGCACAUCUUCUGCCACGACUGCCUGGUGAAGUGUUUGCUCUCUGCCAAGCUUGAUGGCCAGGUCCAGAGCAGCAUCAUCUGCCCCAUCUGCCGCUAUGUGACUUUCCUCAGCAAGAAGAAGGCUCUAUGGCCACCCAAGGCACGUACCAACUCCUGGACACUGGAGAUGCCUCUGUCGCCUUCUUCCUUGUCCCAUCUGACCAAAAUGGAGGCCAACAACACCUUGGUGGUGCCCAGCCAUUUUGUGAUGCCGGUGCAGAGCUUUGACCGGCGCUUCAGCACAGGGAGCAGCCCUAUGGACUCACGGGUGGUCCCAGGAAAGCUGGCGCGGGAAGUCCACAUCUUCGUCAUCAGUGACCAUGGGAUGCCACUGGUGAACGCAGAAUGCGGCUCCCUGGGGAGGAGAAGCAGAGAAGAAACCCAGAGCUCAGUGUCAUCUAGCUCAGCCCUGGGGGUGAAAUGCUGCCAGUCACCCAUCGCCCUCGCCGUCCUCCUCAUCUUGACUGUGGCCAUGCUGGCGGCUGUGCUCCCUUGGCUGCUGCUGGUGAAGAGGGACUCAUAGAGGGGUGGGAUCAGCUCAGAUACUGCAGAGGUGUCACUGAUGCUGGGACCUCUCUCAAAAUAACCCAUGAGAAAGUCCAGAAGCAGCUCCAGGUGAAGUUCUCUCUCUGGCCAGGGACUGAAUGGACUUUCAGACCUUUCUACAGAUCUCCAGGCUCUCACUGUGUCACUGCUGGCAUUUUCUUCCUCUUUUGGUUAAAAUAUGUCAGGUCAAACCCUGCUAGUGGGUUCCUCCAGUGUCAGUGUCUUAGCAGAGAGGGUGGUUGCUCCUCCGACACCCCCUGACAACGUGUGCAGGAAGUGGUGGGGCUGUGCUGGUCCCUUCCCUCCAUCCCAGAUCCUGGGGGACUGUCAUGGCACCCAGGAACCCAGAGCCCAGGGACAGCCAAGUGCUCUGUGGAUCAGAGGGUCACACUGCCAGGCUGUGUGGCUUUUGGAGGUCCCCAGGCUCCUGGCUGACCAUCGAGCAGCCACCCUGGAGCAGAAACUCAUGGCUUUUCAUCCCAAAGAUGUGAGCCUUUAACUACUGGGCAGUGAAACCAGAGGAUGGACAGAGCGAUCCUGGCCUCUGCGAGCUCACCUUCCCCUCUGUCAGCCAACGCUCCCCUCCCUGCGGAUUGAUGGGGUGGGAGGGGAUGCCAGCUCAUUCCCCAGGCAGUCUCAGCCUUGACCUCACUUCUCUGAGCUCCCCAGGGUUGGAGACAACCUCCCGGGGUCACACGUGUCCCUCCUGCCCAGAGGAUCCAGGGAUGGACAGCGGGGUGUGGGACAGGGAGCUAAACCAAAGGUCUGUGCUGAUGAGGGGCACAGAUUUGGGACCUCACCCUGCUCCCCUCACCAGAGCCCUGUGCCCCAGUAGAGUGAUGUUGUCCUUGUAUCCAGCUCCUGAGGGUUAACACCCAGUGGCUCAUUUUCACCCAUAACAAGCAAGUGAGGCACUGCUCAGCCCUGCUUGCCUCCCAGCUUUGUGCUGUUUGGGACCAGCCCCACCCAGGGGAGGCCCAGCCCCUCAUCCCCAGGGCCCUGGUUUGGGAGGAGGUGGGGCAUCUGAGCGGCACCAUUGAGAUUUGGGACCCUCUGUGCCUGCUCUCAGGGAAGGCGGGAGCAGGGGCUGCCAGUCACCCCCGUGCCAGACCUGGUGCUGGUGUCCCCAUCAUGUUUUUCCACAGCUGUGCACCCCAAAGCAGGUUCUGCACCCUCACCACCACCUUUGUCCUCCUGACCCCAUCCCUGGCCCUGUGGGUGCUGUUCUCAGCCUCAUCAUUCGGGAACGUGCCCUGAGGGCUGUGGUGCUUUCACAGGCACCCCAAUGUGUUCAGGACCAGGACGUUCUGUCUCUCACCAUGGGAGGUGACAGCAGGUGGAGGGCUGGCACAUAAUUCCUGUGCCCCUGGAGGGAGGUUACCACUGAGUGGCUGAGCAUUGGGUAGGACAAACAUGGCCAACAGUGUCACCAAGCCAUCUCUGGGGUCAGCCAGAAUGUUUCAGGACCAAUAAGAACUGCUUGGGGCUGGAAAGGGAUGAGCAAUCUGGGGAAGAGGAGCUGAUGGCAUCCCACCCCUUCCUCUGGGGUUACAACCAGGGUGAGAAGCUGACUGCCUGGCUUCUCCCUGCAAUGCUGUUACUGCACUCCUCCACCCCAUGCCUCAGUUUCCCCACCCACACCCAGGGUGCAAUGACACUGACCCCUGUGUGAUGCACUGGGAGAGUGCCUGGGGAAAAGUGCUUGAGACACCACACUGGAAUGGAAAUCCUAUUUCGUAAGAAAUUAUUACCUGAUAAUGAUGCAGCUGUGCCUCAUUAUUUAAUAAUAAACCUUACUAUUAGUCUGCCUGUUGAAUUAAUGCAGGGUGCCAGGGAACCAGCCUCUUGGAAGAGGGCUGCUGGGGGUGGGAGUGGAGCCCUCCCCAUCUGCACCCCGGGAUCUCCCUUAGUGUAGUGCUGGAGGAACCUGCACUCAGCUGCUGUUCCCAGAGCCUUGGAGAUAUUUGGGCAAGGCAACUGGGACACAAAGGAGCUUCAGUGGCAGCACUGGGAUGUCUUGUGCUGUGUCGGGGUCACGGGCUCCAGCAGGACCAGUGGAGAAGGCACCAAGGCUGGGGGUGCGAUCAGCAGAGGCAGCCAGUGCCAUGGACCUGGAGGUCUGUGGUUGGGGGUCCGGGGGCAUGACCCGCUUCAGCGGUGAGGAGGGCAUUUGCCACAGGGUGGCACUGCUUGGCAAGGGAUGUCUGCCAGGGUGGCAGGACAAGCCUUGGGGAAUGGCUCGCUGAGCCCCAAGCCCCUUUGGUGGGUGAGGGUCCGGACUCAGGGUUGCAAUAGGACGCGGGGUGAUGGUUUUAAACUAAAGGAAUUCCUGCCCUCCUGAAAGAGAGCUGUCCUGCACUCCAGUAGCCCCUAGAGGAACACCAGUCCACACCAUGAGCACAAGGGUUUAAUUCUCUCUUUCUAGGAGAGGGCACCAGAACCAUCCCAGGUUUGAGCCAUUUCUCCCAGGUACUCAGAGAUGAGUAUUCACUAGGUAGAGCACUGGUUUGAGCUAGAAGAAUAGUUGGGGGAUGAGUACAUGUGGAUGAAUAGGUGGAUGGACAGGUGGAGUGUCAGGUCAGUAUGAGGACAGGUAUUAGAUGGAGGUAUGUCUGUGGGAGGAUAAAAGGCUGUGGGGAUGAAUGGACUUCCACAGCUCUCCAUGUGGGAAAGGCAGUAGAUAAAGUGGGCAUGGGGGUGAUACACAGGACUAAGCAAGGUGACCUAAGACUUGCCAUGAUACUGUGGCCCUCAUGAACCCCCUUUUUGGUUAUGAGGUACCCUGAGCUGUACCUACACCAGGGUUGUGUUUCCAGCCCUGCCCUGCUAGUGUGGGAUGGAAAUGUGGACAGGGGUUGGUGAAAGUGCCAGGAAACCCUGGCCAGGGCAGCAAAGGGACAAAGCCAGGACAGCUGAGAGGUUGGCAGGAGUUCCUGCUGCAGCAUUUACACAUCCUCUUCCACAACAUCCAACCACUAACUUUGCCAUUCCUGAGUCAUCUUCCAUCACUGCCUCCACCCAUCACCCCUGUCAUUGUUUGACUCUGCAGGUGGAGAUGUCCUGCAGACAGACAUCAUGCUAACCGGUCUGCAGCACCUGAGGUGCCAGCUGAUGUGGCCCCAAGUGUCCUCUGUCAUCUCCUUCCAUUCCUCUGCCUAAAAGACAUGGGGUGGGAGGGCUGCAGGUCAUGCUAUGCUCCAGCUAGGCCUGUUUUCUCACUGGUACCUCUUCCCCUCCCUGUGCAAGCUGAUCUCAGGUGGCCUGGCAUUGCUCCAUCAGCCUGCAGUGCAGGCAAGACCCCAGGCACAUCCCAGUGUGUGUGAUCUCCGCAGCUGGAGAUCCACUGCCCUUCCCACACUAACAGCUCAGGAUCUCUGCAUGAUGGCAGCAGGGCUAUGAACCCUGGGUAAUGUUUGCAUAAUGCAUCAUUAGCAGGAAAAGGUGGCAUUUUUAUGGCAUAGAGAUGGGAGAAGUGGGAAUUACACAGAGUCCAGGAGUGCUUACUGGCCAGACACGUCAUCAGGCUCCAUUAGGAACCAGCCUCUGAAAGCCCCAGCUCCAUCAGCUGAGAUCUCACCAUGAAUAAUUGAGGAGGAGGCUCCUCCAAGCUCCCUCCCCUGCAUCCCGUCAUGGCUCCUAGAGAGCCACAGUGAGUCAGAGCCUGGAGCGGGGAUGGCCCGGCUUGUCCAAUGUGACCGGUGUGGGACAUGGACAAGAGGUAACACCGACUCAGCUGGCUGUCCCUGUGCCUGGGUAUCUCCAGACAAGAUCCUUUUUGCUCCUUCUCCAGCACAAGACAGACACCUUUUUACACUGCCCACCUGUGCCAGCACAUGGGGCAUGAUCCUGGACUGGACUGUUCCUCUUGGGCUUUGCAGAAGAGUGGGGUUUUCUGAGCCUACAAUGGGACUGGAAAUUUGGCAGCACAUGAGUGUCCUCACUGCGAGAUGAAUGCCCACAGUGGGGGUAGUUCACUGGGAUGAGAUCCCCAAGCCCUCAGUUGGAGGGUGGUGGGGACAGGAGCUGGGCUGGAGCCAGUUCUUGGUUGAGGGUCUGAUUUGUUCUCCUGUGAUGACUGUUGGCAGCAUGGACAGCAGAGCUGUGGUGCAGCUCUGCGCCCCUCUGCAUUGCCUGGCAGCAGCACCCUGGGACACAUCCUGCUCAGCUGGCUGUGGAGGUUUUACACUUUGCUUUGUAUGAUCCCUCUUGUCAAAAACUCAGCAACCUACCAUGAAAAAACCCCCCCGUGGAAUAUCAUCAAAGGUCUGCGAUUUCUUUUCAGCAGCUUGCUGGCAAAGAUCUGCAAAUGUAUUUGCCUUAAAUGAUGUCCCAUUUUGCAACAGCAAACUGAGCUGGGAAUAAACAUUUUCCUUGU
Columba livia (rock pigeon) is the source of this 5310-nucleotide messenger RNA. It is a transcript of the gene RNF222, whose product is annotated as ring finger protein 222. Bases 247 to 912 code for a protein of 221 amino acids. The transcript has 2 exons. NCBI's taxonomy places the organism in Eukaryota, Metazoa, Chordata, Aves, Columbiformes, Columbidae. The record is from RefSeq and is a predicted model, not a curated record.